Molecule: messenger RNA, 1775 nt
Organism: Chelmon rostratus (copperband butterflyfish)
Lineage: Eukaryota; Metazoa; Chordata; Actinopteri; Chaetodontiformes; Chaetodontidae
Gene: chst14
Product: carbohydrate (N-acetylgalactosamine 4-0) sulfotransferase 14
Exons: 2
Coding region: 94-1215 (373 amino acids)
Biological process (GO): carbohydrate biosynthetic process; dermatan sulfate proteoglycan metabolic process
Cellular component (GO): membrane
Molecular function (GO): sulfotransferase activity
Source: RefSeq, a predicted model, not a curated record
GGUAGGUGAGCAGCGGAUUUGUCUUUUCUUACGUAGUAACGUUAGUUAGCUGUGAACUUUAAAAAGCCACCGUUUGUAGACCAGACACACAGUAUGCUUCCUCGCAGGCAGGACUACGGGAUGAAAAGGACCGGAGCGGUGCGCAGCGGCUCGGUGAUAAACUUUAGGUCAGCGCUGAACUCUGGCUCCGGCCGCCGCAGCUCCGCGGUGCUGCCGUCGGUGCUAACGUUUCUGGUGAUCGUAGCAUCCGGAGGCCUGUUGCUCAUGAUAGAGAAAGGAAUGCUGAACAGCAUGGAGACGCCUCCACCCCGGGGUAGCGGCAAGCGGCUGGACUUCAUGCGGCAGGUUGGCAAACACAAUCCGGCCGCCGUGGACGUGGAGUCCCAGAUCCUCCAGGAGAUCCGUAACCGGACCAUCAGGACCAUGUGCAGCCAGAAGAACAUGCCCCACAGCAUCUGGUCCCUGAGCCCGCUGCAGAGGAAGACGCUGCUGCAGCACAUCCUGGUGAAUGACCAGUACCGCUUCCUCUACUGCUACGUCCCCAAAGUGGCCUGCUCCAACUGGAAGAGGGUUCUGAAGGUUCUGAGCGGGGCUCUGGAGAGCGUGGACGUCAACAUCAAGAUGAACCACCAAAGCGACCUGCUGUUUCUGUCCUCUCUUAAGCCUGAGGAGAUCCGCUACCGCCUCAAGCACUACUUCAAGUUCAUGUUUGUGCGGGAGCCCAUGGAGCGCCUGCUGUCUGCAUACAGGAACAAGUUCGGAGAGAUUCAGUCCUACCAGAGGAAGUACGGUGUGGAGAUCGUGAAGCGCUACAGAAAAGGUCACGCUAAGGACGCGUCUGUGACAGGGGAUGAUGUGACCUUUGCAGAGUUUGUCCGUUACUUGCUGGAUGAGGAUGUGGAGCGCAUGAAUGAGCAUUGGAUGCCGGUGUACAACUUAUGCCAACCCUGUGCUGUGAACUAUGACUUCAUCGGCUCCUAUGAGCACCUUGAAAGCGAUGCAGAGUUUGUGCUGCAGCGUAUUGGCGCGCCUCCUGAUGUUCACUUCCCAGAGAGGCAAACAUGGUAUAAGCCGGUCACCACAGAGACGUUACACUAUUACCUGUGCAGCUUACCGCAGAAGCUGCUGAGGGAACUCCUGCCCAAGUACAUUUUAGACUUUUCCCUCUUCACUUAUCCUCUCCCCAACACAACCACUGAACACUGCCGGCAUUAAAAGUGCAAUGUUUUAUAGUACGGAGAUUAUUUUUUAUAGAGAAUCGUGUGUAUUAUUUUUUAUUUCUAGGGAAAAAACAGUAUUUUGUUAGCUGUUACACAUUUUUACUUGAGAUGUUCAAAUAUAAUCGCAAAAUGCUGAUUAUUGGGAAGAGAUGGAGACUUGACUUCAAAACCACUAAAGCUUGAAAUCAGCUGCAGACAAAAAAAAUCAUGUAAAUCACUUAUCACAACAUGUUCCUAUCAUGCACUGUUACAGUAAAUGAACCAAUUCAGUAUACACUGAUGGAAACGCAAAGAUGGAAAUACCAAACAUUGUAUUUUGCUUGUUUCUUCACCUACACAUUGGAGAAGGUAAAGAGUUAAUGGCUUCAGUGGGCAUUCAGUGCUUUAGCAGGCUAAAACACAUACCAUGUACUCGCUGGGUUGUGGGGUUUAAAUCAAGCUUGUGUUGUUGUUUUUUAUUGGUGUUGUCGUAUGUUACAGGCUCUCCCUCCAUCUUUCCUAUAACUUUGGACUAUUUACCUUGUAAUAAAACACAAGUUCAAUUUUUGUGAUGUA